This is a messenger RNA of Carassius carassius (crucian carp), 6331 nucleotides long. It is a transcript of the gene gli1, whose product is annotated as GLI family zinc finger 1. Gene Ontology annotation, biological process: smoothened signaling pathway; regulation of transcription by RNA polymerase II. The record is from RefSeq and is a predicted model, not a curated record. Gene Ontology annotation, molecular function: RNA polymerase II cis-regulatory region sequence-specific DNA binding; DNA-binding transcription factor activity, RNA polymerase II-specific. The coding region runs from base 375 to 4571 and encodes 1398 amino acids. Gene Ontology annotation, cellular component: nucleus. The transcript has 13 exons. Lineage: Eukaryota; Metazoa; Chordata; Actinopteri; Cypriniformes; Cyprinidae.
GGUCUCGCAUUCUCGUGCUGCCGCUGCAACUCGGGGCUCUCGGGACCGGCGGCACCGAUUAUGGAAUCUCUUUCCUAAAAUCCAACUUUAGAGAAAACUUCUGUGGAGUUUGUGCUGAUUGAGUCCGAGGCGGAGAAUAAUAUUCACAAGAGCUCCUAUCUGCUUCUGCAUCUCUCUCUAUGUGUGUGUGUGUGUGUGUGUGUGAGGAGAAAGAGGGGCUUUAUUGGAAAUUCUCGAACCCCCAUCGGGACGCUCUCGGCUUUCAGCUCCGCUCGCGCAAGUUUUCCAGGGAAGAGUGGAGUUUGCUGGGAUCAGCGCGAGGCCACACAGACUGAUGAAAGAGGUCUGUGGCUGUAGUGGGUGUGUUCGUCUCAAUGCCAGUGAAUGUGCAGCCACAUCAGGGGCUGUACCACUAUAACAACACCGCCAACCAGCCGUUCCGAGGACUGGCUCCGUCUGUGAGAUCGGUCUACAGCGAGGUGUCUGACCACAGAGAGAUGUACAACCCCUCCAUGACCCCUGGAGCCUGUAUGGACCCCUACAUGCGGCCGCCACACGCCCCCCCGCCGCACGGCAUGAUGGGACACCGCGGGAUGCCUCCUCCAGAGGGUGUCAGUGGCGCCCCCUACUGUAACCAGAGCAUGAUGACAUCACAUCACAACCUCGCUCAUAACCAGCCAGGAUCUGAACACAUGGCAUCAGGAGACGCGUCUUGUUUCUCGACGCCUCGCUCCAUGCUGAAGCUGAGUAAGAAGCGCGCUCUGUCCAUCUCUCCGCUGUCUGACGCCAGUGUGGACCUGCAGACGGUCAUCCGCACCUCGCCCAACUCUCUGGUGGCCUUCGUGAGCUCUCGCUGCGGGCCGAACGCUGCCAGCUCAUACGGGCAUCUGUCUGUGGGCACCAUGAGUCCGUCGUUGGGUUUCUCCGGGUCCAUGAAUUACCCGUCCAGACCGCAGGGCAACAUGUACGGCUCUCACCCCGUCCCAUCAUGCCACCCCAGACUUCACGCUCCGCACAAACACACACACCUGAAGACCGAGCCGGUUCUGGGCAGCGUGAUGGACAACAUCAACAUCAAGAGCCUGGAGGAGCAUUCGGAGGGAGACGUGGCCAGUCCAUCCUCCACUGGGACACAGGAUCCUCUUCUGGGUUUACUGGAGGGCAGAGAUGAUCUGGAUAAGGAGGAGAAACCUGAACCAGAAGCCAUUUACGAGACAAACUGCCACUGGGAGAGCUGCAGCAAAGAGUUCGACACUCAGGAGCAACUCGUGCAUCACAUCAAUAACGAGCACAUCCACGGAGAGAAGAAGGAGUUCGUGUGUCACUGGACGGACUGUUCUCGAGAGCAGCGGCCCUUUAAAGCCCAGUACAUGCUGGUGGUGCACAUGCGCAGACACACGGGAGAGAAACCUCACAAGUGCACUUUUGAAGGCUGUAAUAAAGCGUACUCGCGUCUGGAGAACCUGAAGACUCAUCUGCGCUCGCACACCGGCGAGAAACCCUAUGUGUGUGAACACGAGGGCUGCAACAAGGCUUUCUCCAAUGCAUCCGACCGCGCAAAGCACCAGAACCGAACACACUCCAACGAGAAACCGUACGUUUGUAAGAUCCCGGGCUGUACGAAGCGCUACACCGACCCGAGCUCUCUGAGGAAGCACGUGAAGACGGUGCACGGACCUGAGGCUCACAUCACUAAAAAGCACCGCGGAGACACCGGACCACGUCCUUCAGGUCUGACCAGUGCAGGACAGAGCUCUGAACUUCUGAUAGAAAAAGAAGAGAGAAGCAGAGAGGACUGCAAAUUACUCGCUCCAGAAACCACACUGAAAUCCCAGCCAAGUCCUGGAGGCCAGUCAUCCUGUAGUAGCGAACGUUCUCCACUAGGGAGCGCUAACAAUAACGACAGCGGAGUGGAGAUGAACCUCAAUGCGGCGGGGAGUCUGGAAGACCUGACCACACAAGAGGAGAGCGGGAACACCGGCGGGCCCGAGUCGAGCGGAGGCUCGGGGGGAAUGUGCAUGUCCGUUCAGGCCUUGAAGAGGUUGGAGAACCUGAAGAUCGACAAACUGAAGCAAAUUCGCCGGUCAACACCACCUGGGCGGAGCGCAGGGAAUAAACUGCCAGCUCUCUCAGGAGAGAAGAUGGGCAUGUGUGCACCUUCACCCUUGCUCUCCAACCGGCGUGUAAUGGAGCUUUCUGCCACGGAUCUGGGUGGAGUUAGUGGAAUGGGAAUGCUCUGCCCACCGAAUGACCGACGGGGAAGCGGCACCAGCAGCCUCAGCUCUGCCUACACAGUGAGCCGCCGUUCAUCCAUGGUCUCACCCUACCUAUCAAGCAGACGCUCAAGUGACAUUUCCCAAGUGGGUCAUUGCCAGUCUGUGAUGGGAGCCGAUGUUCCUGGUGACCCACUGUCUCCUCAGAACAGCCAAAGAGGCGGAUCAUGCCAGAACCCUGGGGGGUUGCCAGGUCUACCGAGUCUGACUCCUGCUCAGCAGUAUAGUCUGAAAGCUAAAUAUGCAGCAGCAACAGGCGGCCCACCGCCAACCCCGUUACCCAACAUGGACCAACCUGGCAACCCUGGAAGGUUCCUUAGGGAAUGCCAUGGCCAACCUCUUCCUCCAUUUCUGCAGCAAGGUGGCACACGGAGGCACAGUGCUAAUGCCGAAUACGGCACGGGAGUGAUUUAUCCACAUCAAGCACCUGGGAACAGCAUGAGGCGCGCCAGCGAUCCAGUACGCUCAGGUGCUGACUCCCAGGGUUUACCAAAGGUGCAACGCUUUAACAGCUUGAGCAACGUGUCCCUUAUGAGUCGCCGCAAUGCACUGCAGCAGUGCGGAUCUGAUGCCUCUCUCAGCCGGCACAUGUACUCACCUCGUCCACCGAGCAUAACUGAAAAUGUUAUGAUGGAGGCCAUGGCUAUGGAUCCUCAUGGGACCGCCGAACGCAGAGAGCAGGGCAACAUGAUCCAAGGUGGAGACCGAGCCUACAUGGGCUACCAGCAACCUCAACUCCACCCUCACAAUGCAAGUCAAAUGUCUCCCGGACAAGAAGGAUUGAGCUGCAUGGAUCAAGUCUACCAGUCUCAAAUGCAAGGUCCAUACCAGGGCCAGCGUGAUGAGAUCUGUGCCACAGGGAUGAUGGUUCAGGGUGACAUUUCGAACAGUCUUCUACAGCAGGCUGAGUAUGGCAUGAGCAACUGCCAGCUCAGUCCUUCCGGACCACAUUAUCCCAGUCAUGCUGAUGGAUCAGGACCCUGGGGACAGAGCAACCAUAGCCCUCAGACCAAUACGCAGUACCAGGGUGUAGGGAUGCAAGGACAGCACUACACUCACCAGGGUGUAUACGACCCUACAUCUGACCCUGGCCAUCAAAGAGUUACUGUAAAACCAGAGCAGUUCCAUUCAUCCAUAGGAGGAUCCAGUUCUUGCCAGAACAUCAAACCUCUACACCAGCACCGGCACAAUGUGAAUAUGCAGACGUAUCCAACUCAGCCGCAAGGCCGGGGCCUCAUGAGCAGAUCCUCCAAUGUGAAUUGUGACUUCCUUCAAGGCCAGAUGGGAACACAAGCCGGUCUUCCACAGCAGAGCCAGGUGGGAUCGUUCCCACGUGGUGGAGGGAUAAAUCUUGCACUGGCGGAGAGCUGUGGGUCGCAGACGCCAAUGCAUCAGAUGAAGGAAAUGAUGGUGAGGAACUAUGUGCAGUCCCAGCAAGCUCUCCUGUGGGAACAGCAGCAGGAGCAAAGGGUAGUCGUCGAUGGUCUCUCUGGGAAGCCUGAUGGCAUGGACUUGGGAGGACAAACGGCGAUGUUGCAGCACAGUCCACAGAAUCAACCAGCUAACCAGAACCUUUAUCCUGGUAAUUCUUUUCAAGGCUACCCGAAUCAGAACUUGAUGAGCCCACCGCAAAAUACAGUUCCCGCUUCCAUCAAGGAGAAUACCACUGGGUUUCAGGGAUCCUGCUACGGGCCGGAUAUGGUGCCACGACCACCUCAGGGACGAAAGCCUCUGAGUCGCCAAAACAGUUUAUCCCAGCAGACAGGUGGAGCUUACCUGGGCAGCCCAACUCACCUGAGCCCCGUCCACUCCACCGCCAGUCCCAGAAGAGGAGUCCGUCUCCCGCCAGUUCAGCAGCAACAUUUGGAAAAAUUCACCAAUAACAACAACCCCAUGUACUACUCUGGCCAGAUACACAUGCACCACGAUAUAGAGAAAAUUCAAGAUGGUCCAUGCCUGGCCCAGCAGCACCUGACAGGGAUAGACCCUAAUACCAAGCCCACAUCGAUGGCCUACUCGGACCCUGCACCCAUGUCCAACGCCUUAGAAAACCUGGACUUGGAGAAUGCUCAGAUUGACUUUGCUUCCAUCAUUGAUGACCCAGAACCUUCAUCUUACAGUCCAGUAAACCCACCGCUUGGACACCACCAGUGCUCCUCUCAGACCUCCUCCCGUCUCACCACACCCCAAACCUCCAUCACCCUUCCAAGUGGCCUUUCCAAUAUGGCAAUCGGGGACAUGACCUCAAUGUUGACAUCCCUUGCUGGGGAGAACAAGUAUUUGAACACAUUGUCUUAAAGUGUAUAUACUUAUAAUUGAGCCAAUGUGAGCAUGUAGACUCUAUAGCCCUUUCGACACUAGAGGUUCCUCUGGAUGUCCUUUUCUUGCUCAUGCACCAGGUACUAAUGUUUCUGCUGAUGUCCAACAUGGGAUCUCACAGAUUUUGCCUAGUAGUUUUGUAAUUGUGUAAAAUAUGUUGCUAAACUUUACCACAGAGGCCUAAUGACAUUACAGAAGGGGCAUUCCAGUCACUACUGUGAGACUGUGUUUAUGAUGGAAAUCUUUGUUUAAAAUGUAAAUAUGAGCUUUGGACUGUAAAUGAUGGCGAAAGAUAGUAUAAAAAAAAAUCUACUUUUUGAUACAUAUACAAACUUGGACUGGCUCAAAAGCCACAAGAAGACUGAAAUACUAAGUGAGCGAAUGUGUAAAGGAAGAAGCUGGUUGGCACAUUAUCUAGAAGUACCGGUAAAGACAGGACUUAAGUGCCUUUGACCUUUGUGGCCUCUUUGAUUCCUCACAGGAACGACAUGUUGGAGAAAACUCGUCAGAUGAGACACAUGGACACUGUGACGGAUGGACAAACUCAGUAUGAAGCCCAAAAGUAUACUUCAGUUGAUGAACACUUGGUGUAUGAGUACAGCCAAAUGCAUAAGCUUUCAAAGUAUACUCCGCUUAAUAGUGCACAAAAACACAGGUGGCCGACACAUGUGCACCAGAAAGUUUAAUCUUUGUCGAUGUCUGCGCUAUUCCUCUACAGAAGUUAAGCAAUAAAAAAACUCUGUGCUCUUUUGAACUAGCAGGCAUCUGUUUUUGUUGCGCUUCAAUGUCGCCACCUUGUGGAGCAACUAAUUAGUGCAAAAAAGCUGUUUGCAUAAGCUGAGGGUAAAGAGUACAUGCAUAUACAUUGGGCUUAAGAGAAAGAGUGUUCUUAAUAAAAUGCAUCGCUAACUGUCAUAAUGGCAAAUUACAUUACAGUAUUUUGAAGCCUUUUUAAUUAUCUCUAGGUCUAGACAGGAGCCUUUGAGUCAUUAUAUUCAUUCAAAGUUUUAGUGUUUGUUUUCUGAUUAUUUGACUAGUCUGCUUUCAGACAGAUACGUUAAAGGGUAACGGCACUGUUUUUUUUUAUAGUUUAUUUUAGUGUACGCUGUGCUACAUAACCCAAGCUAGCAUGCAUAUGCAUUGCACUGACAACAGCACUGAGCUGAGGAGAAGUGAUGAAUUUUUAUUCAAGUUUCCAUAAAGUAUGAAAGGUACACACAGUGCAGUAUUUUAUUUUUUGUUUUGUUUUAAGUCCUCUGUUAUUUCAACACUUUGUCUACAUUGUGCCUAACUCAUUUUAUCAUUUAAGUCUUAUCAAGGGCUGCGGUUUUUAAAUGCAACCCUUUAAAAAUCCCAGUGUUUCCACUUUCUGUGGCAUACCAAAGACGACCGGCACUGAGAGUCCACACUUGAGAUUCGCUAGACACAUUGUCAUGUGCUUCCAUAUUGCUGUGAUAAAGAAUGUAACAAUAUUCUUUUUAUCAUUUUCUUUUUUUAAGGAAAAAAAAACAUUUUGUGGUUUUUGCAUUUCUGUGUGUUUUUAUAUCUGUCACAGUUCAACUCAAACCUUUUUGCUGGCAAAAGUUCAUAAAGUAGUAACAGAUUUAUUAUAUUAGCAUUUAUCUCAUCUAUUUACAAGGAAAGUAAGUGAUAUUUUUGCCUACCGUUUUCUACAUUUUUGUACAAAGGUACUAUAUUAUACCAGUUUAUAAAUAAACAGAGCCUGUGAUGGAAGAAAA